AUGCAAAAAUAUAAACAGCACAAAUUCAUCGCCCGCUUCUUCAAACAGCCGACGUUCUGCAGUCACUGCAAGGAUUUUUUGUGGGGCAUCACCAAGCAAGGAUUUCAGUGUCAGGUCUGCACCCUCGUCGUCCACAAGCGCUGCCACGAGUUCGUCAAUUUUGCGUGCCCGGGCGCUGACAAGGGAGCCGAUACGGACGACCCUCGACAGCAACACAAAUGGAAAGUACAGACCUACUCUUCGCCCACCUUUUGCGACCACUGCGGUUCGCUGCUUUACGGGUUGAUACACCAGGGAAUGAAAUGCCAGUCCUGCGACACGAACGUCCACCACAGAUGCGUGAAAAAUGUGCCAAAUUUAUGCGGAACGGACAAUACGGAGAAGAGAGGGAGGAUGCUGGUUGAUAUACGAGUCGAGGGAGGAGAGCUGAGGAUUCAUGUGAAAGAAGCCCGUAACCUCAUCCCAAUGGACCCUAACGGCCUCUCCGACCCGUACGUCAAGUUGAAGCUGAUUCCAGAAGACGCCGGAUGCAAAUCGAAGCAAAAGACAAAAACGCUGAGAGCGACACUCAACCCGACUUGGGAUGAGAAGUUUAGCUACAAACUUCUCCCCACCGACCGGGAUCGCCGGCUUUCAAUCGAAGUUUGGGACUGGGACCGGACGUCGCGCAACGACUUCAUGGGCUCGAUGUCCUUCGGGAUCUCGGAGUUGAUCAAGGAGGGCGUGGCCGGGUGGUUCAAGCUGUUGAACGAGGAAGAAGGCGAAUUCUACAACAUCCCAAUCCCCCCAGAAGACGAGGAGGAGUUCGAAAAGAUGCGUAAAAAGAUGGAGGACUGCAAUGUGCUACUUGGCGAACACAAGACGUCUCGGGAACUGUUUGCUAUCAAAAUCUUGAAGAAGGAUGUGAUUAUUCAGGACGACGACAUCGAAUGUACAAUGACUGAAAAGAGGGUGUUGGCCUUGCCGGACAAGCCGCCAUUCCUCGUCGCUCUUCACUCUUGCUUCCAGACUAUGGAUCGCCUCUACUUCGUGAUGGAGUUCGUCAACGGCGGCGAUUUGAUGUAUCAAAUCCAGCAGGUCGGCAAAUUCAAGGAGCCGGUUGCAUGUUUCUACGCCGCCGAAAUUGCCGUCGGCCUCUUCUUCCUCCACUCCAAGGGGAUCAUUUACCGAGAUUUGAAGCUCGACAACGUCAUGUUGGAACGGGAUGGACAUAUUAAGAUCACCGACUUUGGUAUGUGCAAAGAAGGAAUUACCGGUGACGCGACGACAAAGACCUUCUGCGGUACUCCAGAUUACAUUGCGCCUGAGAUCAUCCUCUACCAACCCUACGGGAAAUCGGUCGAUUGGUGGGCGUAUGGUGUCCUGCUCUUCGAGAUGCUGGCCGGACAACCGCCAUUUGACGGCGAGGACGAAGAUGAACUAUUCACAGCAAUCACUGAGCACAACGUCUCGUAUCCGAAGGCUCUUUCCAAGGAGUCGGUCUCGAUUUGCAAGGGAUUCUUGCAGAAGAACCCGGUCAAGCGGCUGGGAUGUGGUUCGAACGGGAAUAGGGAUAUUCAAGAACACGCCUUCUUCCGGCGGAUAGACUGGUUCAAGAUCGAGGCCCGUCAAGUCCAACCGCCCUUCAAGCCCAAAGUG
Molecule: messenger RNA, 1638 nt
Organism: Mesorhabditis spiculigera
Lineage: Eukaryota; Metazoa; Nematoda; Chromadorea; Rhabditida; Rhabditidae
Source: the annotation of a GenBank genome assembly